Molecule: messenger RNA, 573 nt
Organism: Tetrahymena thermophila SB210
Lineage: Eukaryota; Ciliophora; Oligohymenophorea; Hymenostomatida; Tetrahymenidae
Product: 4-hydroxybenzoate synthetase (chorismate lyase) protein, putative
Exons: 5
Source: RefSeq, a predicted model, not a curated record
AUGGAAAACUCUCUCAAAAUUUUGUAAUCAUUCACUAGGGACUCAACUGAUUCUCAAUUCACAACAAUGUGGAGAUUAAUACUUCUUUCUGAUGGAUCUAACACAAAGAACUUGGAAAGCAUAACCUAAGAGACAGUCAAAACAGAGGUUGUUUCUGAAGAAGACAUAUUAAACGAAUAAAAAGCAUUGGCAAACGAAAGCCUACUUUUUAAUAUUUUUGAAAAUAAGACUUUUUCUGAUAGUGAGUUAGUUAAGAGAGUCGUUAUCUUAAAUUCUAAAUAACAGCCUUUGGUGUAUGCAAGAUCAUAUUGGCCCAAGGCAAAGUAUGAGCAAGUGAUGAAAAACAAGCAGGUAGCUAUUGGACAUAAUAUGACUCAAGCAAAAUUGGAGUAUUUUAGAGAGAUAAAGUCGAUAAACACAGUUUUGUGGGAUGAUAAAUUAAAUUCAUAUAAUGGAGAAGGUAAUGACCAAAAAGAGAACUUUGCAAGAGGGUACAUUAUUUACAAGAAUGGAGAACCCAUGACAUACAUAGAGGAGUUUUUCACUCACUAAAUAAACAAAUUUUUGAACUGA